AUGGACGAGGAGCCGAUAGAAUUUCUUGUUGCCCGGCGCUCAAGACGAAGCACGGCAGGGAAUCGGAUGGAGGCAGCCCUUGCCGAAAUGGCUUUGGAUGACGCGGACAAGGAUCUCGAGGAUGAUAAAGAAUUUGUUGACGACAAGGAGGAGCAAGAUGUCUUCGGGUCUGAUUUUGAGAGCACUGAUGAGGAGGCUGAGCAACAGGGUGUGGAUGCUGGAGAAACCAUGAUUCAAGAGGAAGAACAACGGGCCAGGAGGACUGCACGGUCCAGGGUAGAGAAGGCAACUGCUAUUGCUCAUGAGAGGCAGAAAGCUACAUUCAAUCCACAAGCAGAAGCUUCCGCAUCUGUGAUCAAGCAUAAAGCCAAGGUCCGAUCCCAACGACAAGUCUCACUUCGGGACGCAACUGAUACGGCGGAUGGGGAGACUGUUGAGCACGACUCCAAAAAUGUUCCCACGGGGAAGAAACGAAAGAGCAAACGGAAGCACACGAUCCUUAGCACAUCUGCCGCAGUCGCACGACAGAAAGAGUCUGAGCAAAGGAAGGCUGCCGCGCCGAAGAAGAUCAAAAAUAUAACAAGGACACUCACGCAGGCCGAACUCAUUGCUCGUGCACUCGAUAACGAAGAGGGGAACAUCGUCGAGCACCGAGAUUACCUCAAAGUAGAGGAAGAAAAACGGAAAAGGGCUCGUGUUGUCCGCGCGACUGUGCACGGGCCCCUGCUGCGCUGGGUAAGCAAAGUCGAAGAAAUUGAGGUUGUCGAGGAAGCACCUGCGCCUGUCCCAACAUUUGCGGGUACAGCUUCGUCAAUUUACGGCACUGGACUUGCUCCUUACCAAGGGCUUCCUUGGAUUGCAUCAACUUCUACAACCAACGCAAUGGCAUCAGCUGCACCUCCACAGUUUCCGGGUUCUCCUUUUCCAGCAUGGCCGCCGUUCCCAUCUUUUCCUCAAUCAACACCACUUCUCGCACCUCCGACUCUGCCCACUCAACCUGCAACGCUACCAGAACCCAGAAAAAGAACAGAAAAAGUGGCCAAGAAUUAUCUCAUUCACGAACUCGCACAAUAUACCGACGCUCCUAAAGCAACGUGGAACGACACCAUGAAAGCAAUGUUCGGCGACCACGUCAAGUGGGACGAACUCAAAGUCUACACAACCAAGGGCCGGCCAUUAUCUCGUCCCAUACAGUCAUGUCCCAUUACGGGGAAGCCUGCGAUAUACUUUGACCCAAGGACAGGCGUGCCGUUUGCCGAUGUUGCAGCUUUUGAUGUGCUCACGCGCUUGUUGGCCCACGAAUAUGUUUGGAGCCCUGAGUUAGGUUGUUACACUGGGAAGGAGGAACCACCCCCCGAGCAAGAAGAGGUAGGGGAUGCGGACAGGGUUCGGAAGACCCGCAGUACAGUGAUGAUUGCUGAGGGCGAGGACUGA
Laccaria bicolor S238N-H82 is the source of this 1434-nucleotide messenger RNA. RefSeq lists its product as uncharacterized. Gene Ontology annotation, molecular function: ATP-dependent H2AZ histone chaperone activity. Gene Ontology annotation, biological process: chromatin remodeling; regulation of DNA-templated transcription. Lineage: Eukaryota; Fungi; Basidiomycota; Agaricomycetes; Agaricales; Hydnangiaceae. The coding region runs from base 1 to 1434 and encodes 477 amino acids. The record is from RefSeq and is a predicted model, not a curated record. The transcript is spliced from 6 exons. Gene Ontology annotation, cellular component: nucleus.